Dibothriocephalus latus is the source of this 282-nucleotide messenger RNA. The record is from the annotation of a GenBank genome assembly. NCBI's taxonomy places the organism in Eukaryota, Metazoa, Platyhelminthes, Cestoda, Diphyllobothriidea, Diphyllobothriidae.
AUGCUUUACGGUUUUGUCAACGAACAGAUUGCUAAACUGACUUUUUCCCCACGAUCGUUCUCACCGGGCUCAUGCACUGCUUACCCUCUCCGGAUGACCCCUUAUCCGGACCAAACAUCUCAGGCCGACUUGGGAGCCACCAACCGCCCCCUGGCGGACAGGAUGAACCACAUCCUCAGUACCAUGCUCUACGCUCGUGAGGUCCUCCACUCACUGCGUUUGGUCGACCAUUUUCUGAACCAACUUGUCAACGUAAGUCCUUAUGCGCCCAAAGCAUCAUAG